This is a messenger RNA of Entrophospora candida, 2595 nucleotides long. Lineage: Eukaryota; Fungi; Glomeromycota; Glomeromycetes; Entrophosporales; Entrophosporaceae. The record is from the annotation of a GenBank genome assembly.
AUGGAAGAUAGAAAUGAUGUUGCAGAAAUUUUAGAUAUGAGAAUUAUUGGUGGCGUACCACCAAAUAAAAAACAAACAUUAGCUAGAUUAACAAAAAGGCCUGAAUCUAUUCCUAAACAAACAGCUACUAAAUCUUUAUCACUAUCUCCUACUGUUGAUUAUACUGAUUGUAGAAUAAUUGAUGAAAAUUAUAAUAAUAUUUUGCCAGAUAUUGAUGAUGAUUUUACCCCCAAGAUUUUGCAAAAGUUGAAAUUAAAAAAAAAUCAUAAUAAUAUUUUGCCAAAUCUUGAUGAUUAUCAUGCUCAUAAGUCCCCACAAACAUCAGAAGUUUCAAAUGAUGGUAAUAAUAUUUUACCAGAUCUUGAUAAUUUCACCCAAAAGCCUUCACAAAAAUCAAAAUAUUCAAGUCAAAUUAAUAAAAAAAGUAAUCAUACUCAUAACUCUUCUUCACAAGGAUUGGAGGUUUCAGAUGAAAUUUAUAAUAAUAUUUUUUCAGACCUCGACAAUAAUUCAAUCUAUAAAGAUUCACAGAAAUCAAAAUCUUUAGUUGAAACCACUCAAAAAAGUAGCAAUCAUACUCAUAAGCUUUCUACACAAAGAUUGGAUGUUUUAGAUGUUGAUAAUAAUAUUUUUCCAGAUCUUGAUAGUUUAAUUCAUAAAUCUUUACAAAAGUUAGAAUUUUCAGAUGAAAUUACUAAAAAAAGCAAUCAUAUUCACAAGUCUUCUUCACAAAGAUUGGAUGUUUCAGACGAUGGCAAUAGUAUUUUAUCAGGUCUUGAUAAUAGUUUCAUCUAUAAAUCUUCACAGAAAUCAAAAGUUUUAGGCGAAAUCACUAGGACUAGUAAUCUUACUAAUAAACCUCCUUCACAAAGAUUGGAAGCUUUAGAUGAUGGUAAUAAUAUUUUAUCAGGUCUUGAUUAUAACUUCAUCCAUAAAUCUUCACAGAAAUCAAGAGUUUUGGGUCCAAUCACUAAAAAUAGUAAUCUCAUUCAUAAGCCUUCUUUGAAAAGAUUGGAGGCUUCAGAUGAAAAUGAUAAUAAUAUUAUUCCAGAUCUUAAUAGUUUCAUCUAUAAAUUUUCACAGAAAUGUCAAAUCACUAAAAAUAGUAAUCAUACUCAUAGGUCUUCACAAAGAUUGGAAGUUCCAGAUGAAAAUUUUAACCACAUUUUUCCAGAUCUUGACAAUAAUUUAAUCCAUAAAUAUGCACAGAAAUCAAAAUAUUCAGGCCAAGUCACUCAAAAAAGUAAUCUCACUCAUAAGCCUUCUUCACGAAGAUUGGAAGUUUUAGAUUAUGAUGAUAAUAUUUUGCCAUGUUUUGAUGAUAAUUUAAUCCAUAAAUCUUCACAAAAAUCAGGGUCUUUAGGUGAAAUCAAUAAAAAAAAUAAUCUCACUCAUAAGUCUUCUUCACAAAUAUUGGAGAUCUCAGAUGAUGAUAAUAAUCCUUUUCCAGAUCUUGAUGAUAAUUUAAUCCAUAAAUAUUCACAGAAAUCAAAAGCUUUAGAUGAAGCCACCAUAAUUGAUGUGCUAUGGGGUGGAAGCCUUUAUAAAAAAGAUCCAGGAGUAGAAGUACUAUUCCUCAGUGAAAUUGAGAUUAAUGCAUGGCCAACAUUUACUGUAGAUUUGGAAUUGAUUAGGAUGUUAGGCUUAUUAGAUGAUUUAACUCUUGAAUCUUAUGAUGCAUUAGAUUCUGUUUUUGAUGUGUUUAAAAACAGCAAUGAUGAUCAAAAAGGUUGUUCUAUGGCAAUUAUUACAGAAUAUCAUUCUAGAAGAAUUGAUGAUGAGAUAAUGUCACUUAAAUCGAAGGAAAAUGCAUUAUUUGUAACUUUAAAUGAUAGUAGAUUAUACUUCUUACCAAAUAGUGAAGAAGUCACAUCAUCACUCAACAUCCAACCUUUUUUUGAGUGCAAUUUUAUAAUAUUAAGAGUCAAUCUUCAUGAAAUUGAAAGAUUAAAAAGAUUAAAAGAAAAAAAAAUUUUAUUUGAUUUUAAUAAGCAUGAAAAUCUUUUCUCAAAAUCAUACUUUCAUUUAAUGAUGACUUUGUCUGAACAGAUGUAUGUUGUGAAUGAUAUAGCAUUUUAUAUGAGGUCUAUUGGUGCUAAAGAAGCAAGCAUUUAUGAUAAAAAUUUAAAUUUAAUACUUAUUGAUAAGCCAAUGCUAAACAAUUUAUUUAAACUUGACAAUAUUAUUGAUCUAAAAAAUAGAAAGAGCCUUAGAUUUUUUUUAUUACAUUUUAUUAAUGGUUCAUCUAAUAACGUUAUUCCAAAAGAAAUUUUAAUUUCCGGUGGAAUUAUUAUGGCUACUUUAAGAGCUCUAAUAAAUUUUGAUUCUUUGAUAUCUCACUUAAAAAAUUUUAUUAAAAAGCAUGGGAAUUGGAUGAUCAAAGUUGAUAUUAAUAUUGAAUUAAUUGUAACAGAAAGAAUUUCUUUAUUAAAUUAUAAUAAUGAAGGUUUAUUAGCUGAGAGUAAAAUGCAAUCACUUUACCAUGAGAAAUAUCGUCACUUUAUUGUGAUUGAUGAUAUCAAAGAAAAAGAAUAUGUUGAUAUUCCUGGAGUUGAAUGUUUGACAAUUGAUGAAUUUAAUCAUAAAUAUAUUUAA